AUGGGGAGUCCAGGCUGUGACUGUGUGGGAAGCACAGUGCACCUACCCCUGAUGAGUUUCAGUGACUACCCCCACAGUGAGUCUGCCCUACAGGCCUGGGAGGAGGAGGAGGACACCAAGCCGCCCCGGGGAUUGAUAAGUGUGCCUAAACACACCGUUCCUGAACGCAGCCUGCAAGGGGUCUUCCUGCCCUGCUUCGACAUGCUCCUCACUGAAAACAGCUCGUGGCUGUUGAAGAAGUCUGAAGCAGCGCCCCCUGUGCCCCCCUGUAAGGCCCUGGAGCAGUGCCCUGUCAUCAACAGCCAGGGCCUGGGGGUCCCCUCUGGGCUGGAGGGACAGGUGGAGGAACGCUGUCUGGAGCAGGUUCAGAGCAUGGUGUUGGGAGAGGUACUGAAGGACAUACAGACUGCCUGCAAGCUGCUCAACAUUACCCCAGGUAGGAAAACUGUUAAAUUACCAAGCUAUUGUGUGCCUAUAAUUUGUUACCAUACUGUUACCAUGUUAUUACCACCUUAUCCUGUGCUGUAAACUGUGCUACCAUUUCAUAUGUUAAGUUCUCCAAAAGGUAUAGACCUCAUGCCUCUAUCAGUCUCAGGGUCUAUCAUGUUCACUACAGUUGAGCAUGUGACCUGUCACUGUCAGUAGAUUGGCAGAGGAUAAGGAUAAAAGAGCACAGAGAAAAGAGCACCUUUCAUGCGCUACUCUAACAGUUGAAAUACCCUGUCAUGCACUGUUGGAUCUUACUUAUAGCAAAGCAAACAAAACAGUAAAGGUCACCAUUUAGGUUGCUCUUUCUUUAUGCGACACUCCGACUUUAUGCUAAUGCCACUGACGAUAGGCUAAGCCCAAUGAAAGGAAGUGUCUGGGGCCUCCCCGCCCUGUGCAAAUGACUCUGUUGACAAUUCAUCAUUUCACACACUCACCAACUCACUACCUGUCAUAAGGAACACAAAUAUGAGUUCAGAAAUUGCUUACAGCACAAUGCACACAAACCUCAUCUCAUUCUCCUCAAAGGCUCCUUAAAGAUGCACUAGCUCACAUUUGAAUAGGUAACCUAUGCAUUUGCAUGAGUGCCAACCAAUGAUUUAUAUAUAGACUAAAUUACUAACAGGGGGUGCUGUUUUGAAGCCACGCGCCUCCAUCUUGGCACUCCCCCACUGUUGUAAUCGUUUUUUUUUUUUUUUUUACAUUUUAGUCAUUUAGUAGACGCUCUUAUCCAGAGCGACUUACAGUUAGUGAGUGCAUACAUUUUCAGAAGCUAUAGAAAUGCAUUUAUUAAUGUCUACAUUUGUUUUUGGCACAUUUAUUCUAUUACAGACACCUUAAUGCAUACUUUUAAUGUCACAGUUUCGGCCGAGGCUGCUCCUCCUCCUUGUUCGGGCAGGUUUCGGCGGUCGUCGUCCCCGGAGUACUAGCUGCCACCGAUCUAUGUUUCAUGUUCGUUUGGUUUUGUCUUGAUGUUGUACACCUGUGUCUAGUUAGUCCUCAUUAGUGUCCUAUUUAGUUCUCGUUGUGUGUGUAUGGUGUUGUGUGUGAUUGCUCUUCUGUUUUGGUGUUCUGAGCUACGUACUUCCCUCCGUUGUUUGGAGAGGUUUUCGCACAUGUUAGUGCGCCUUUUGUUUGACGCCUGUGUGCGCCUUUAUUUCGCCUCCGGGCUUAUUGUGCUCGUGUACUACGUGAAUAAUUCACUAAAGUCUUUUGGACUUAGCUUCUGCGUCCUGCGCUUGAUUCCUGCACCACACCCACCUUCAGCACCCCUGACAUUUAAAUUAUAUUAUGUGAGCUAAACAUCAAAAUAAAACAUGAAUAUAUAUACAUAUACAUAUAUAUAAACAUUUUCCUUAAAGUAUAUAUAUUUUUAAGUUAAAAUGUUACUGUUACUUAAAUACAUGUUAUUUUGUCCUUGAAACAUUUAAUUGACUGCUCCUUCGGGGGAGUGCCAAUAUGGCCGACCAGUGGCUUCAAAGCCUCGCACUGGUCAAUACAUAACAUCAGCAAUACAGGGUUUAUAUACAUCAUUGGUGCCAACAGUGCCAUUGUAUAUAACUGUAUAUACACUGCUCAAAAAAAUAAAGGGAACACUUAAACAACACAAUGUAACUCCAAGUCAAUCACACUUCUGUGAAAUCAAACUGUCCACUUAGGAAGCAACACUGAUUGACAAUAAAUGUCACAUGCUGUUGUGCAAAUAGAAUAGACAACAGGUGGAAAUUAUAGGCAAUUAGCAAGACACCCCCAAUAAAGGACUGGUUUUGCAGGUGGUGACCACAGACCACUUCUCAGUUCCUAUGCUUCCUGGCUGAUGUUUUGGUCACUUUUGAAUGCUGGCGGUGCUUUCACUCUAGUGGUAGCAUGAGACGGAGUCUAAAACCCACACAAGUGGCUCAGGUAGUGCAGCUCAUCCAGGAUGGCACAUCAAUGCGAGCUGUGGCAAGAAGGUUUGCUGUGUCUGUCAGCGUAGUGUCCAGAGCAUGGAGGCGCUACCAGGAGACAGGCCAGUACAUCAGGAGACGUGGAGGAGGCUGGAGGAGGGCAACAACCCAGCAGCAGGACUGCUACCUCCGCCUUUGUGCAAGGAGGAGCAGGAGGAGCACUGCCAGAGCCCUGCAAAAUGACCUCCAGCAGGCCACAAAUGUGCAUGUGUCUGCUCAAACGGUCAGAAACAGACUCCAUGAGGGUGGUAUGAGGGCCCGACGUCCACAGGUGGGGGUUGUGCUUACAGCCCAACACCGUGCAGGACGUUUGGCAUUUGCCAGAGAACACCAAGAUUGGCAAAUUCGCCACUGGCGCCCUGUGCUCUUCACAGAUGAAAGCAGGUUCACACUGAGCACAUGUGACAGACGUGACAGAGUCUGGAGACGCCGUGGAGAAUGUUCUGCUGCCUGCAACAUCCUCCAGCAUGACCGGUUUGGCGGUGGGUCAGUCAUGGUGUGGGGUGGCAUUUCUUUGGGGGGCCGCACAGCCCUCCAUGUGCUCGCCAGAGGUAGCCUGACUGCCAUUAGGUACCGAGAUGAGAUCCUCAGACCCCUUGUGAGACCAUAUGCUGGUGCGGUUGGCCCUGGGUUCCUCUUAAUGCAAGACAAUGCUAGACCUCAUGUGGCUGGAGUGUGUCAGCAGUUCCUGCAAGAGGAAGGCAUUGAUGCUAUGGACUGGCCCGCCCGUUCCCCAGACCUGAAUCCAAUUGAGCACAUCUGGGACAUCAUGUCUCGCUCCAUCCACCAACGCCACGUUGCACCACAGACUGUCCAGGAGUUGGCGGAUGCUUUAGUCCAGGUCUGGUAGGAAAUCCCUCAGGAGACCAUCCGCCACCUCAUCAGGAGCAUGCCCAGGCGUUGUAGGGAGGUCAUACAGGCACGUGGAGGCCACACACACUACUGAGCCUCAUUUUGACUUGUUUUAAGGACAUUACAUCAAAGUUGGAUCAGCCUGUAGUGUGGUUUUCCACUUUAAUUUUGAGGGUGACUCCAAAUCCAGACCUCCAUGGGUUGAUACAUUUGAUUUCCAUUGAUAAUUUUUGUGUGAUUUUGUUGUCAGCACAUUCAACUAUGUAAAGAAAAAAGUAUUUAAUAAGAUUAUUUCAUUCAUUCAGAUCUAGGAUGUGUUAUUUUAGUGUUCCCUUUAUUUUUUUGAGCAGUGUAUGACUUGCUGUGGAUAAAUGUUUAACAUUGAUUGGUCCAUCAUGAACACCUCAUCUCCUCUGCAGACCCCAUGGAGUGGAACUGUGGGAACGUCCAGAAGUGGCUGCUGUGGACGGAGCACCUGUACAGGCUACCCCAGGUGGGCAAGGUGUUCCAGGAGCUCAGUGGAAAGGACCUGUGCUCCAUGACAGAGGAGGACUUCAGGCAGCGCUCGAUGCAGUGUGGAGACCUGCUGUACGCUCAUCUGGACAUCUGGAGAUCAGGUAGGACAACUGACAACCUUGAACGGGUCCAUUAUCUCGUACUGUGGUGUAUAUAUAACAUGGCAUGAAUUUCAUCUACGGUAUGGGUCAUUCCAUUGUAAAAGUAUUGAAUGUGUUAUAGCCACAAGCCAAAGGAAUACCUGGCUCAUUCACUAUACAGAUUGUGCUGUAGUUUUCAGGUAUUUUCAGGUGUUGAGAUAACAAAUGUUUAAUUCUGUUCUAUGUUGUUUUUGUCACAGCUGCAUGCAUGAAGGAGCCCUGCACACCAGGAGAUAACAGGUUACAUGGUGCUGAGGAGGCUGACUCCUCCUGCUCAGGCCAGCCCAUCCACCUGUGGCAGUUUCUAAGAGAGCUGCUCCUCAAGCCGCACAACUAUGGACACUGCAUCCGCUGGCUCAACAAGGAGAAAGGUGAGUAGGCAGGGAGAAGCCAUGAGGGAGGAGUGCAAGCGGGUGUACGGUGUACAUUUUAGGGCAACCCUCCUAGGUUUGAGGCAGAAGGUGUCCUAAAAUGAACACCGUACGGGUGAGAAAAGUUGGCCAUGGGAGCUGACAUGGGUUAUUAAACAUUGGGGCAUAUUGUGCACUGGUUUCUGAAAAAGGUGAAAUGUUCCAUCUCUCUAAGCUAGUUUUUCGUAUAAUCAUCAGGAAUCUUCAAAAUAGAAGACUCGGCUUAUGUGUCCAGAUUAUGGGGCAUCAGGAAGAACCGUCCAGCUAUGAACUAUGACAAGUUGAGUCGCUCUAUCCGACAGUACUACAAGAAGGGCAUCAUCCGCAAGCCUGAUGUGUCCCAGAGACUGGUCUACCAGUUUGUCCACCCU
Molecule: messenger RNA, 4721 nt
Organism: Coregonus sp. 'balchen'
Lineage: Eukaryota; Metazoa; Chordata; Actinopteri; Salmoniformes; Salmonidae
Source: the annotation of a GenBank genome assembly